This is a messenger RNA of Cutaneotrichosporon oleaginosum, 522 nucleotides long. RefSeq lists its product as uncharacterized. NCBI's taxonomy places the organism in Eukaryota, Fungi, Basidiomycota, Tremellomycetes, Trichosporonales, Trichosporonaceae. The record is from RefSeq and is a predicted model, not a curated record.
AUGAACUCGGCCAAGCGCAACCAGGUGCGCGACACGCCUUAUGUCAAGCCCCCCUUCAUUGAUGUCCCAAUGGGUCGUUUCCUCACAUACCUCUCCCUCGGCCUGCUCGCCCUGGCUUCCUUCUACGUCUGGCGGAUCACCGUGUGGGCCUCCGAGGUCGGCGGCUACUGGAACCUCAUGACCGGACGGCGUGAUACCCUCGUCGACGUUGUGCAACAGGAGGCAGCUAAGGCUUCUGCACGCGAGGACAAGUUUUCCUCCGUCACCUCCGCUUCAGCGGCGGGUGCCUCCUCGGGCCGUGCUGCUCGCGGCGCCGCGUGCCCUCCCUGCGAAGUCCCCGACCCCAGUGUCGAGUCUCUCGUCCUUCAGCUUGCCGACAAGCUCGGUGUCAAGCCCGUUGAGCUCAACGCUGUAAUUCGUCCCCUUCUCGACCCUUCCGCGCCUCAGAUCACUGCCGAGCCCAAGGCCGACCCCAACGAGCCCGGAAUCCUAGACGUCUUUGGCGAGGCGCUGCUUGAUUAA